GAAGUAAGUGCCUUUGGUGAUGAUGGCGAAGGAGAUGACCUCGAUAUAUGGAUUGUGCAAUGCAGUGGGACUUACUGGGAGCGGGAGGAUGCAGUGCGCUUCAAGCACGUAGGAACUGAGGUGUUCCUUUCCAUAACAGGGGAACAGUAUGGCCAUCCCAUUAGAGGCCAACGGGAAGUUCAUGGCAUGCCUACUGCUAACCAUCACAACUAUUGGAAGGCAAUGGAGGGAGUCUUCAUCAAACCCAGUAUGGACCCUGCAAAACAUGAUGAGCUCUGA
Leptosomus discolor (cuckoo roller) is the source of this 279-nucleotide messenger RNA. The record is from RefSeq and is a predicted model, not a curated record. Lineage: Eukaryota; Metazoa; Chordata; Aves; Leptosomiformes; Leptosomidae.